AUGGCCCAUUCGUCUUCAUCAGAGUCCUCGCGCUCUGGAUCCGAUGGUGAUCUUGAGCCAUUUGAUCCUUGUACGCAUGUACUUCCUGGACCAUAUAGGUGGGAGGUACUCCAUAAGAGGACACAUCGCAGUCACGUUUCACAAGUUGUGUGGAACGAGGAUACGGUCAAGGGGUUAAAGACGAGGCGAGGGAAACUUCAGGGGGGACCCCAUCAUGAUGAUAUACCAGACGUUGUCGCUGACUAUUUGACACAGGCUGGGUUCAUACACGUGGCACGUAUGAGUCAUGUUCAGAUCGAUACCCCCUUGAUCUCUGCUUUGGUUGGGCGUUGGAGACCGGAGACACAUACGUUUCACAUGACGCAGGGAGAGAUGACCGUUACAUUACAGGACGUGGCUGGUAUACUUGGUUUGCCUACUGACGGGCAGGCAGUUACCGGAUCUACAGCGUUGGAUUGGAUUGCUAUGUGUCAGCAGGUUUUUGGGACUGCCCCUGUUGCGGGCACAGACAUUCAUGGAGGCGAUCUACGUAUUUCUUACUUAGACAAGAUAUAUGUUGAUUGGUUUACAGUAGCACACAAUCCAGAGGAGGUGAGGCGUUACACCAAGGCACACAUUUUGCGGCUAUUAGGCUCAUGGGGACUUUACGGAUAUUGGCGGAUACAGUUGGGGGUCUGCGAUUCUCGCCCAUCUCUUUAG
Messenger RNA from Gastrolobium bilobum, 699 nucleotides. Its product is annotated as protein MAIN-LIKE 2-like. The transcript is spliced from 3 exons. Gene Ontology annotation, biological process: meristem development; meristem maintenance. Lineage: Eukaryota; Viridiplantae; Streptophyta; Magnoliopsida; Fabales; Fabaceae. The record is from RefSeq and is a predicted model, not a curated record. The coding region runs from base 1 to 699 and encodes 232 amino acids.